AUCUCAUUCACAAUGACAAUUUCUCCAUGAAUUUUCCCCCAGAAAGUUGGUUCAAUUGGUGGGUGAGCAUGGAGUCAAGAGUUGGAGUCAAAUUGCUGGGAAGCUUGAUGGUAGAAUUGGGAAACAGUGUAGAGAAAGGUGGCACAACCAUCUAAAGCCUGAUAUCAAGACAGAUGCAUGGAGCGAGGAAGAGGAUGUGAUAUUAAUCCAGGCCCAUAAGAAGAUGGGAAACAAAUGGGCCAAAAUUGCAGAGCUACUCCCGGGCCGGACCGAAAACAACAUAAAGAACCACUGGAACGCCGCAAAGAGGCGCCAACCCAUUUCCACCCGCCGGAACUACCGAUCCGCUGAGCCCUCCGCCUCUGCCGCCGCCCUCAAGGACUACAUCCACGCCGUCACUUCCCCAUCCUCGCCGUCAUUGACGGAAACAAUUCAAAGUCCCGCGCCGUCCAAUUGGGUGGCGAAUAGCAACUUCGUCAUCGGCUCGCCGUCUGAGGCAGCAACCGGUCCGCCUGCCUCCGGCGCCAUGUAUGAUCUGCACGAGGCGUCGGAGCAGCCGUUCCAUUUCGACGCCGACAGCGAUGGGGGAUUCGAAGGCGGAGGAUUCGGGUCUGCUGUGGAGAUUCCCGAAUUUUCGUUUUCUGAUUUCAGUAAUACGAAUUUGUUUGGGAUGUCGAUUGAUAGUUACAACGGCGAGGUGGACGGUCCGGCGAUGGGGAUGGUCGGCAACGGUGGGGAAGAGGCAGAGGGGCUGGGUUUGCUGGAUAUUCUGGAUGGCAAGUGUUAAUUAUUUUUGGUGUUUUUUAGAAUUAUG
Molecule: messenger RNA, 814 nt
Organism: Linum tenue
Lineage: Eukaryota; Viridiplantae; Streptophyta; Magnoliopsida; Malpighiales; Linaceae
Source: the annotation of a GenBank genome assembly